AAAUCACCCCCCCACACACACACACAUACACGCACACACACCACCUUUCACUCAGCCUCGUCAUAAGCCAGUUAACCUCUAGGACAGCCAGCGGCAUCAGGAGCCUCAGUGUUUCUCAGACACGAUGGGCCUCCUACUACUGCUCACCUCCACACUCCUGUCUAGCUACUUCCAUCCUGGGAUAAUGGUGGACGCACAAAGAAUAUUCACGAUAAGAGACAUCACCCUGUCCAUUGAGCCCAGUACUGAUGUGGUUCGGGGGACCAAUGUGACUGUGAGAUGCAAGGCAAUUGUCAGCAGCUUCGGGCAGGAGGUGCUGAGUCGUGAGUACACUAUAUACAAGGGCAACAACAAAGUCUACACCAAGAACUCCAGCACCUCGGAGGAUCUUCUGUACCCGCUGCCCGAUGCCAGAGUCUCCAAUACUGGCAAAUAUCACUGCAGGAUCAACAUCAAGGGCGAAGAGAUGAACAGCAGGGUUGAAAAACUCACAGUAACAGGCUUGUCAAAACCAGUUCUCCAUCUUGACAAGGAUGUGUUCAGUGAAGGGGAGGAGAUAAUGGCCACGUGUACAGCACCCGGUGAAACAGGCUCCAUUUUCUUCUACUUACAUGAGGGCAACAAUGUGCUCAGGGAGGGUCUGGUCAACACCAACCACUUUGAAACCAAGUUUCGCUUCAGCAGAGUUGGCAUCCACGGAAUUCACUGUAAAUAUACUGUCAUCACAAUGCCAGACUCAUUCAUGUCAAAUGAAAGCAACAUUCUUUCUGUUUCAGUUGAAGAGCUUUCCAUCAAACCAGUUUUGGAGAUUUUCCCUCAGACCAAGAUCUAUGAAGGAGACCCUCUCAACAUCCUGUGCACCAUCAGAAACUUGGCCAGGCCUGACAAUAUCCACCUCUACCUGAGCCAGGGGAUCAAACUUCUUAGCAGUGGAAACACCAAAGUCAAUCACAGCAUAGUCGCACUAGCAAGUGAACCUGGGGACUUCGAGUGCAGAUUAGAGAUGGGAAAUGUAGCAAAAGUCGCGGCAAAGACAGUUUUAGUGACUGAGUUGUUUUCAGUGCCCACUCUCACCAUGUCUCCUGCUGAAGUCUUUCAAAAGGAACGUAUGACACUAACCUGUAAAAGUGAGAUUGCCUCUGAAAGACUCAACAGGGGAGAACUGAUUUAUACCCUUGAGCCUGACAGCCCACUGACCCCUUUGGCCCCUGGAGUAUUUUCUGGCAAGGCCCUGCUGUAUGAUUUCAACUAUACCUGUGUAGCUAAAGCCAAGGGCAUCGUGAAACGCAGUGAAACCCUGACUGUAUGUCCUAAAAUCUCUGUUUCCACUCCAAAGAUCUCAGUAGAAGGCAAGGCGGUCCUAGGACAACCCUUCAAGAUCCGCUGUCAGUCAGACGUUGGCAGCUUGCCGAUCAAUUACACCCUGCUGAAGGGAUAUGACCAGCUAGGUACAAUCAGUGUAAGACUGCCUCAGCCAGCUCUCUUCACGGUCACUAUCACCAAGCCUGAAGAAAUAAAAGAGUACAUGUGCGAGGCUAAGAAUAAUCACAAGAACGCUCCACUCAGUCAAAGACUCAAUGCUACUGUUAUAGAGCCUCUGAUGGGCCUGACUCUGACCGUCACCCCCCACUUACCAGAAAUCUCAGAGGGAGAUCAUCUCUACCUGAUAUGUGGUACCAAAGGCACACCGCCAGUCACCUUUAAGUGGUACCGUGUUGGCAAAGAACAGCCGCUGCACACCACCACCUCGGAGAAGAACAACACAGAUUACCAGGUCCCCAACCUGUCCAAAGCGCAUAGUGGCACAUACUACUGUGAGGCUGUCAACCACGCCAACAACAUUGUCCGCAGUGAGGAAGUCACCAUAGAGGUACGCCUGGCGUUGUGGAAGAAAGCGGUGAUCGGAGGGGUUUGUCUGCUGGUGGUGUCGGUGCUGGUGGUGGGGAGUGUGCUGUACUUCAGAUCCAAGAGAGGUAAAAGAGAAGCAGCUGCUGAAUUGUCAGUAAAGCCUUUGAGGGAUCUUUAACAGUGACUCUAACACAGUCCAGAGAUUUAUAUCACAGCCACAGGCGCAGCGCCACUCUAUGAUGGCAUUGAGGGGAGAGUGACCAAAGGGAUACGAGAUAGCGUGGCAUCGCUUCCCGCUGACGUCAGCAACAGGAGCAGCUACAGUAUCCCAGCCACAGUGUAGAGAUGCCCUGCAGUAGGAGGGACUUAAAUUUUUAACAACUUUCAAAGAAAAGAAAAGAAAAUUCUAAGCAAAGACUUUGAGAGCAAAAAUGGAAAGAAACAAAAAAAAAUUUCCCAGCUUGUGAUGCCAACUGUUGUAAGAUUUGGACAUUUUUUUCGUUGAUAAGGAGGGGCAUUUUUAUGACUAGAUACAAACCAGGACCCACUGCUCCCUCUCCCCUCCUCCUGCAAUCUAGAUGGCCUUUGAUUUUAUACUUAACAUUACUGUCUUAAUCCUUUGUUUCUCCGUUCUCUGUCUGUGUGAUUGCAUGUCCUUUUUUGUUUCCAACUGCUCUAUGGGUCUGAUGUUCAUGUAUAAAUAGGCUUGAUGACAGAUCAGUUUGUAUAUACAUUUUAUCACAAUCACAGGAAAUGUGUGUAUAUAUUUUUGGUUGAUCCCUUGAGUGACUGAAAGAGACACUGUAGAAUAAAGACAUUGGUUUUAUUUAGAA
Molecule: messenger RNA, 2681 nt
Organism: Lates calcarifer (barramundi perch)
Lineage: Eukaryota; Metazoa; Chordata; Actinopteri; Centropomidae
Gene: pecam1b
Product: platelet and endothelial cell adhesion molecule 1b
Exons: 12
Coding region: 125-2026 (633 amino acids)
Biological process (GO): cell surface receptor signaling pathway
Molecular function (GO): transmembrane signaling receptor activity
Source: RefSeq, a predicted model, not a curated record